AUUCAUUUCCAGAGACUCCGCUUUUAUUGUGAAAACGUCAAACCGGAUGUUGCUAUACGAUACCGAUGCGCUGGAACUGCGGGACAGGCGUCUGCCAUGGCGGAGACCCACAGCUUACAGGACCUCCAGCAGCCGGCCGUGUCCUCCAAGGUCUUCAUCCACAGAGACUACAGCACGGGAACAAUCUGCAGGUUCCAGACCAAGUUCCCCUCUGAGCUGGAGUCCAGGCUCGACAGGCAGCAGUUCGAGGAGACCAUGCAGGGGCUGAACAACCUGUACGCCGAGGCAGAGAAGCUCGGGGGGAUGUCUUACCUGGAGAGCUGCUUGGCUUGCCUGACUGCCUACACCAUCUACUUCUGCAUGGAGACGCACUACGAAAAGGUGCUGAAGAAGAUCGCCACGUACGUAACGGACCAGAAUGAGAAGAUUUACGCUCCCAGAGGCUUACUGCUGACCGACCCCAUAGAGAGAGGCCUCAGAGUCGUUGAGAUCACCAUCUUUGAAGACACAAGCAUCGGCUCCGGAAGAUAAAACAACGCAAAGACAUCCGAAAGCCUUCCAGCUAAAGAGUCGGCUACACGCCCUGAGGGUCCAAGCCUGUGCACAUGCAGCCGAAGUUACGAGGCCUGCAUACCUCGCUCAAAAGAGAACACAAACAUGAUAACGCAGCGUUUGCUAUCUUUCCCAACGUAUGGUUCUAGAAGUUGCCGAUGGGAAUCGUCGGCACGAAGCCGAAAGACAGAAAUCUACUUUAUAUCCAGCGUUGUUGUUUUUUUUUCUAUCCUGGAGCACGACUUUGCUCCGUGUCUUACUUCAGUGAAUCGACUGGUGCCUGACCAGAUACUCUCCGUCUGUUUCACAGAGCAUAUCCAGACCUCCUCGCCUGAAUUCUAUACAUACUCUUAAUGUGAGCUUUUGUUUUUUUUCUUGUAAUUUAUAAAUACUCUGUAUGUAUGUUUGUACCUGCCGUUUCUUGUCUUUUUAUACUCAAGACGUUGUCUAAAACCAGAGUUAAUGAAAUGUGCCAUUUUGUGUUCAUUGCCACCUUCUCCGCAUUCAUUCAGUUUGAGGUAUUUAGAACAUUUAAAGACGGUUAAUGUGUUGUGAAGACCUUGAACAGAGGGUUAAUGUUAGCAAUUUGACGGUUGCAACAUUUGCUUGCCCGGUUUCCUAUUGUGAAAAAGAAUGUAAGGGUUUGCGAGUGGGGACAUGUCUUAGAAAUUGUAAAUUGUUGACGUUUCUGGUUUUGAAGAUCGGAGCAUGUUUGCCAAGUUCCCCUCCGACGAAGCCCAUACAUUUUGAGAACCGUCUAAUUGCAGGUGAUAUCAUACACAGCUGAAUCGUGCGGCGCAUUAUUCGUUAGCAUUAAACACCGUAGACGAUUAGAAAUCUCCACAGCCGAUUUUCUUUGUAUACUUGUCCAUAAUCCUGUUUUAUUUAAAUAAAAUGCCGUUACCUGAAAUGUUGA
Fundulus heteroclitus (mummichog) is the source of this 1468-nucleotide messenger RNA. RefSeq names its product golgin subfamily A member 7. The coding region runs from base 97 to 531 and encodes 144 amino acids. The transcript has 5 exons. The record is from RefSeq and is a predicted model, not a curated record. Gene Ontology annotation, cellular component: palmitoyltransferase complex; Golgi stack. Gene Ontology annotation, biological process: protein targeting to membrane; Golgi to plasma membrane protein transport; peptidyl-L-cysteine S-palmitoylation. Lineage: Eukaryota; Metazoa; Chordata; Actinopteri; Cyprinodontiformes; Fundulidae.